Cylindrotheca closterium is the source of this 549-nucleotide messenger RNA. The record is from the annotation of a GenBank genome assembly. NCBI's taxonomy places the organism in Eukaryota, Bacillariophyta, Bacillariophyceae, Bacillariales, Bacillariaceae.
AUGGCCAAUGCUGCUGCUAAAAAGGCUGCUGCUGCCAAAGCAGCCACCGAUAAAUUCUACAAGCCAUUCUUGCUGGUCACCAACUUGAUGUAUCUAGUUUUACUCAUCAUCUUGAGACGAAGCACCAUGAUAAUAGAUGGGAUUCUGGAAGGACUUUGCAUAAUCGCCACCUAUGCGUUGCAAAUCUAUGCCUAUGUUGGGAUUUUGGAUCAAGCGGCUACUACCACAAGCUCAUCGACGAAGCGCAAAGAAUUGACGGGAGGACAACACUUGGAUUGGUUGGCCCUGAGUCUCAUUGUUCAAUUCGGAUCUGUGCUUCAUUCGAAACGAUGGUUUUGGUUGCUCUUUAUCUUUCCAGUCGCGACACUUUACUCCUUGUAUUCGGCCGUCAAGGGGGGUGUUGGUGGUGGAACAAAUACAAAUACUAAUACUAGCAACACCAACACUACUACAAACAAUAAUGCAGGGGAAUCGAUGACUGAUGAAUAUGAACAAGGUGGUACUCGGAGAGAGAAACGAGCCGAGAAACGACGAAAGAAGUGGAGCUAA